Molecule: messenger RNA, 718 nt
Organism: Portunus trituberculatus (swimming crab)
Lineage: Eukaryota; Metazoa; Arthropoda; Malacostraca; Decapoda; Portunidae
Exons: 4
Coding region: 64-498 (144 amino acids)
Source: RefSeq, a predicted model, not a curated record
UCAGGCUUGACGGGUUUAAUAUUCAGCUUUACAUAUUCACACGGUUGUCAUAGAAGAACUCGAAUGAAGUGGUUGGUGGUCGGAAUAAUGAUGGUGAGCCUCUUCGGCGCCGCUCACGGACGAGAUUAUAAUGAUGGAAGGAUUGUGGCUGUAAAAACCACCAAGACCGCAUUCAUCCUCACCACCACAACCAUCGGCACACCUUACACUUGCUAUGCUGCCGAGAACCAGGUUGUGUGUCAGCGGCGGAGGCUCAGGAGAUACUCUUCCUUGCCAGACCAAAUAGAUGCAUCAAACCACCCCAUGCUUGACGGCUCGCUGAUUGAGAACUCGGAGAUGGAAGGGAAGAGAGAGAGAGAGAAACGCCUGUCCUUCACAUUGUGGGUGACGACCUCUUCCACUUUCACCAUCACAUCCACCUCUAUCAAUAGUGCCACCACAUUCUCCCUCUCCUUCUACUGUACUGUGAGCAAUGCAUCUUUCCCACCUCGGUGCUAAACUUCUAAGAAACAUUUUCGUGGCAGGAAGGAGAGGGAUGUUCAUAGGCAUCUGACUUGUAAACAUCAAGACGAAGAAGGCUCAGUGAUGUCUUGGUGAGGGCGUCCUUGCUCUCGGUACCAUAUCCUGAAAAUGUAUUUUCCUGUUCCAACGACAAGUAAUACUUGAGGAAAUGAAUUUGUAAAUAUUUCAGUGUUAUUACACGGGUCAGUUAUGAAAA